This is a messenger RNA of Jaculus jaculus (lesser Egyptian jerboa), 1108 nucleotides long. RefSeq names its product cleavage and polyadenylation specificity factor subunit 5-like. The transcript is spliced from 2 exons. Lineage: Eukaryota; Metazoa; Chordata; Mammalia; Rodentia; Dipodidae. Gene Ontology annotation, cellular component: mRNA cleavage factor complex. The record is from RefSeq and is a predicted model, not a curated record. Gene Ontology annotation, molecular function: mRNA binding. The coding region runs from base 1 to 864 and encodes 287 amino acids.
AUGUCUGUGGUACCGCCUAAUCGCUCGCAGACAGGUUGGCCGCGGGGCGUCAACCAGUUCGGCAACAAGUGCAUCCAGCAGACCAAGGCCCUCACCCUGGGGCGCACAACCAACCUGCCUCUUUCUUCCGCGUCCGCCCGCUCCAAGGGCAGAGAGCCCCGCUUGACAGUUUCCUUUAAAGAAAAGAAGGCUUGUUCCCUUCCCUUCCCGCCCCCCCCCCCCCGCCCCCGCCCGCAUUCUGUCGUGAGGAGUAAAACUGAUGUUGCCCUGGAGCUCAUCCUUCCCCUUCCUCUUCGGAGGUAUCCUCUUACCAAUUACACUUUUGGCACAAAAGAACCACUCUAUGAGAAAGACAGCUCUGUUGCAGCCAGAGUUCAGCGCAUGAGGGAGGAAUUUGAUAAAAUUGGCAUGAGGAGGACUGUAGAAGGGGUUCUGAUUGUACAUGAACAUCGGCUACCCCAUGUGUUACUGCUACAGCUGGGAACAACUUUCUUCAAAUUACCUGGUGGUGAACUUAAUCCAGGAGAAGAUGAAGUUGAAGGACUAAAGCGCUUAAUGACAGAGAUACUAGGUCGUCAAGAUGGAGUCCUGCAAGACUGGGUCAUAGAUGACUGCAUUGGUAACUGGUGGAGACCAAACUUUGAACCUCCUCAGUAUCCAUAUAUUCCGGCACAUAUUACAAAGCCUAAAGAACAUAAGUUGUUUCUCGUUCAGCUUCAAGAAAAAGGUUUGUUUGCAGUCCCUAAAAAUUACAAGCUGGUAGCCGCACCACUUUUUGAAUUAUAUGACAAUGCACCAGGAUAUGGACCCAUCAUUUCUAGUCUCCCUCAGCUGCUAAGCAGGUUCAAUUUUAUAUACAACUGAAUUCCAGUGCAGAGAAGUACAAGAAGCCAGCUCUGUGAGCACAGCUGUAUACAGCGUCAAAUGUGGAAAGGUUUUUGGUUUCCUCUUCCCAUUCCCUAAACUGCCACCUCCCUCUGUUGUUUGAAUAGUAGACUUAAUACGAAGAACUAGAUUGUGCUGUAAACAAAUGUGAUAAUGUUUAUUAACUUUUGGUUUUACCCAUACCUUUUUUUGUACAACAUUAAAGAAAGUGAACUUUCAAAAA